AUGCAAGACGAUAUCGAAGCAAGAAUAGACGCUAAGCGCAAUCUUAAUUUUUCGAAUGCUUCUAUUUCUCUUAUAGCCCAUGAAGCUGUCCAACUUAUGUUGAGAGGUGCCCAUGAUGAAGCAGAAAUCUUUAUGCUUGAAAGACUGUUAGAUGCCAAGAAGACAAAAGACACGCAGCUUCAAAUUCUUCUGAAGUUACUGCUUUCUUUCAACAACAAAGUAGGUGAAAGUAUUGAUACUACAGAGGAAACCUUUGUUGCACAAACUCUGAAGCCUUUUUUCGAGCUGUACUUGGAUGUCAUUGGUGGUACUGAGCACCACGGCUCUCAUGGUCGCCUUGAAAAAAUCCACUCUUCCUCUUCCUCUUCUUCUCCUUGCUCUCCUUGCUCUCCUUGCUCUUCUUGCUCUUCUUGCUCUUCUUCUUGCCCAUCUUCAAAAAGAAAUUUGUCUACAGAUAGCUCUGUCUUGUGUAACUCUUGGUACAAACUGAAACCAGACUAUCUGCUCAAAGGUCUUUUUGAGAAUGGUUUGAAAGUUGAUGUUCUCGUGGGCGAGUUCAAGAAGCCCUCUGCCAAGCCAACACAAAUACUAAAUGACAAAGUAAAGCUCGGCAAUCUAUUGAAGCUCAUGGUUGAUAGAUUGGUGUUACUUGGUGUCCCUGCUCCCAUUGUUUGUGGUCUUACUCAUGACGGUCAAAUUAUCCGAACCUAUAAGAUGACUAUGGUCAAACAGGGUGAAUAUGACUUUGUGGAGCUCGCCUGCUUUGGAUCGAUACGCUGUUUGGCUGAUUUGAUGAGCCUGCCAAUGAUCAUGAGCUACUUUGAACAAUUGGCCGAAACAGUGAAGCAGACGCUUCAAAAAGUCGAAAUGAAGCUCUCUGAAACAAUGAUCCCUGGUCCCCUAGUCCUCGCUCCCAUCUCUGUCGAAUGGAUUCGCAGCUCUUACGAGUAUCCUUCCUGUCCUUCUUCUUCCUCUCGCUCCAAGAAGCAAAAACUAUAA
Gilbertella persicaria is the source of this 999-nucleotide messenger RNA. RefSeq lists its product as uncharacterized. The coding region runs from base 1 to 999 and encodes 332 amino acids. The transcript is spliced from 3 exons. Lineage: Eukaryota; Fungi; Mucoromycota; Mucoromycetes; Mucorales; Choanephoraceae. The record is from RefSeq and is a predicted model, not a curated record.